UCAUACAUUCUGAACUUAACCAGUUGAGAAUCAUGUCUGGAAGAGGCAAAGGCGGGAAAGGACUGGGAAAAGGAGGCGCUAAGCGUCAUCGUAAGGUUUUGCGUGAUAACAUUCAGGGAAUCACCAAACCCGCUAUUCGUCGUCUCGCUCGCCGUGGCGGAGUCAAGCGUAUCUCUGGCCUGAUCUACGAGGAGACUCGCGGUGUGCUCAAGGUGUUCCUGGAAAACGUCAUCCGUGAUGCAGUUACCUACACCGAACACGCCAAGAGGAAGACCGUGACCGCCAUGGAUGUGGUGUACGCGCUGAAACGGCAGGGACGCACUCUAGCUCCGUCUAGCAUCACAUCUAUAAUGGCAAGAACCAAGCAGACCGCCCGUAAAUCUACCGGAGGAAAGGCUCCGAGGAAGCAGCUCGCCACUAAAGCUGCUCGUAAGAGCGCUCCCGCUACCGGCGGCGUCAAGAAGCCUCACCGCUACAGGCCCGGAACCGUGGCUCUGAGAGAAAUCCGCCGUUAUCAGAAGUCCACCGAACUACUGAUCCGCAAACUGCCCUUCCAGCGUCUGGUGAGAGAAAUCGCUCAAGAUUUCAAGACUGAUCUGCGUUUUCAGAGCUCCGCUGUCAUGGCCCUGCAGGAGGCUAGCGAGGCUUAUCUGGUGGGUCUGUUUGAGGACACAAACCUGUGCGCCAUUCACGCCAAGAGGGUCACCAUCAUGCCCAAAGACAUCCAGCUGGCCCGCCGCAUCCGCGGAGAGCGCGCUUAAAGCUACUGCUGACGCAUUAAAACCCAAAGGCUCUUUUAAGAGCCACCUCAAUGUGUCUAGAAAAGAUGAUUUUUCUUUGCGUUUAAUCUCAAUGGUACUGUGUACUAAAAAUAUGUAAAGGCAGUGGCUAAGUUGACUUUAUUAAUGCCAAUAGGAGCUAGAUUUGUAAGCAGCUCGACUUUAUUUUGUUUAACAGGGACAAUGCCCAUUAAUCAACAGUAAAACACUAAAUAAGUCCGAGUUAGCCACAAGGGCUAAUUUUCAUCUGUUGCCCCUGCCAGAUUUUAAAAGGCAACCUAAAAUAAAAAAUUAACAUACAAAAACAGUAAAGUUACAUAUGACAAAAGGAUAAAAAGCAUGAAAUAAAAAUAUCUUAAAAUGUUAGACAAAAGAAUUACACAUGAUUACUUGGGUAACGCUUUCUU
Danio rerio (zebrafish) is the source of this 1186-nucleotide messenger RNA. Lineage: Eukaryota; Metazoa; Chordata; Actinopteri; Cypriniformes; Danionidae. The record is from RefSeq and is a predicted model, not a curated record.